Messenger RNA from Physeter macrocephalus (sperm whale), 2930 nucleotides. RefSeq names its product cullin 3 (gene CUL3). The coding region runs from base 318 to 2624 and encodes 768 amino acids. NCBI's taxonomy places the organism in Eukaryota, Metazoa, Chordata, Mammalia, Artiodactyla, Physeteridae. Gene Ontology annotation, molecular function: ubiquitin protein ligase binding. Gene Ontology annotation, biological process: ubiquitin-dependent protein catabolic process; protein ubiquitination. The record is from RefSeq and is a predicted model, not a curated record. The transcript has 16 exons. Gene Ontology annotation, cellular component: Cul3-RING ubiquitin ligase complex.
CUGCGCAGUGAGAUGUUUGUCCGUCGCCGCCGCCGCCGCCAUCGCGGAGGAGCGCGAUAAAGGGAGCCGAGCCGGGCGUGAGGGGCAUCCCGUGGAGCCGCCGCGCCAUCGCAGCCCCCCAGCCAAGCACGAGCCGCCGGAACCCGAGCCGCCGCCGCCACCGCCGCGGCCGCCCAGGGGCCGGCCAGCUCCCCAGCCCAGCCCGGGGGCCGCGCCGCCGCCCCCAGCGUCGCCCCUCGCCUGCCCGCCCGCCUUAAAUGUGACACCGGCGCCUCGGAGUGCGACCCGAAGCCGCCGCCGGGGAGGGGACGAGCACCAUGUCGAAUCUGAGCAAAGGCACGGGCAGCCGGAAGGACACCAAGAUGCGGAUCCGGGCCUUUCCGAUGACCAUGGAUGAAAAAUAUGUAAACAGCAUUUGGGACCUUCUGAAAAAUGCAAUUCAAGAAAUCCAGCGUAAGAAUAACAGUGGUCUUAGUUUUGAGGAGCUCUAUAGAAAUGCAUAUACAAUGGUUUUGCAUAAACAUGGAGAAAAGCUCUACACUGGACUAAGAGAAGUUGUUACCGAACAUCUCAUAAAUAAGGUGCGAGAAGAUGUACUAAAUUCAUUGAAUAACAACUUUCUUCAAACACUAAAUCAAGCUUGGAACGAUCAUCAGACAGCUAUGGUGAUGAUUAGAGACAUACUAAUGUAUAUGGACCGUGUGUACGUACAACAAAAUAAUGUGGAGAAUGUCUACAAUUUGGGAUUAAUUAUUUUUCGAGAUCAAGUUGUACGUUAUGGGUGUAUUAGGGAUCACCUACGACAAACACUGUUGGAUAUGAUUGCCAGAGAGCGGAAAGGAGAAGUUGUAGACCGAGGCGCAAUAAGAAAUGCUUGCCAGAUGUUAAUGAUUUUAGGUCUCGAAGGACGAUCAGUCUAUGAAGAAGAUUUUGAGGCUCCUUUUUUGGAAAUGUCUGCAGAGUUUUUUCAGAUGGAAAGCCAGAAAUUUUUAGCAGAAAACAGUGCUUCAGUAUAUAUAAAGAAAGUAGAAGCUAGAAUUAAUGAAGAAAUAGAACGAGUGAUGCACUGCCUUGACAAAUCAACUGAAGAGCCAAUUGUAAAGGUGGUUGAGAGGGAACUCAUUUCCAAGCACAUGAAAACAAUAGUAGAAAUGGAGAAUUCGGGUCUAGUACAUAUGUUGAAAAACGGAAAGACAGAAGACCUUGCUUGCAUGUACAAGUUAUUUAGUCGUGUGCCAAAUGGUUUGAAAACGAUGUGUGAGUGUAUGAGUUCCUACUUGAGGGAACAAGGUAAAGCCCUUGUUUCUGAAGAAGGAGAAGGAAAGAAUCCCGUUGACUAUAUCCAGGGCUUAUUGGAUCUGAAGAGUAGGUUUGAUCGCUUCCUCCAGGAAUCGUUUAAUAACGACCGGCUCUUUAAACAAACUAUUGCGGGUGACUUUGAGUAUUUUCUCAACCUCAACUCCAGGUCCCCUGAAUACCUCUCAUUAUUUAUUGAUGAUAAGCUGAAAAAGGGAGUCAAAGGGCUAACAGAACAAGAAGUAGAAACAAUAUUGGAUAAGGCAAUGGUCCUUUUUAGGUUUAUGCAAGAAAAAGAUGUAUUUGAACGUUAUUAUAAACAACACUUGGCAAGGAGACUUCUCACAAAUAAAAGUGUUUCUGAUGACUCUGAAAAAAAUAUGAUUUCUAAGUUAAAGACUGAAUGUGGAUGUCAAUUCACAUCAAAACUGGAAGGAAUGUUUAGGGAUAUGAGCAUCUCAAAUACAACUAUGGAUGAGUUCAGGCAACAUCUACAGGCCACUGGGGUAUCUUUAGGUGGUGUUGAUCUCACAGUUCGGGUGCUCACAACAGGUUAUUGGCCCACUCAGUCAGCCACACCAAAGUGCAACAUCCCACCAGCACCAAGACAUGCUUUUGAGAUAUUCAGAAGGUUUUACUUAGCCAAACACAGUGGUCGACAGCUCACGCUCCAACAUCAUAUGGGUUCUGCAGAUCUCAAUGCCACCUUUUAUGGACCAGUUAAAAAGGAAGAUGGAUCUGAAGUUGGUGUUGGAGGGGCACAAGUGACUGGCUCUAAUACGCGGAAGCAUAUAUUGCAAGUCUCCACUUUCCAGAUGACCAUAUUAAUGCUCUUCAAUAAUAGAGAAAAAUACACAUUUGAGGAAAUCCAACAAGAGACAGAUAUCCCUGAAAGAGAACUUGUUAGAGCCCUGCAGUCCCUCGCCUGUGGUAAACCAACACAGCGGGUUCUCACAAAGGAACCCAAGUCAAAGGAAAUAGAAAAUGGUCACAUAUUUACAGUUAAUGAUCAGUUCACAUCCAAACUACACAGAGUCAAGAUUCAAACAGUUGCUGCCAAACAAGGUGAAUCUGACCCAGAAAGGAAAGAAACAAGGCAGAAAGUAGAUGACGACAGAAAACAUGAGAUAGAAGCUGCUAUAGUGAGGAUAAUGAAAUCUAGGAAGAAGAUGCAGCACAAUGUGUUAGUAGCAGAGGUAACUCAGCAGUUGAAGGCUCGAUUCUUACCAAGUCCAGUUGUUAUUAAAAAACGUAUCGAAGGACUUAUUGAGAGAGAAUAUUUGGCACGAACACCUGAGGAUCGCAAAGUAUACACAUAUGUAGCAUAAAAUGCAUUCAGAAACUUGAUUUAUUAUUGGACUGUACUCUUCGCAUGGACUGGGAAGUUCUUUUAAAUCAUUAAAUAUUAAGACGACCAUCUCUUCUAUUAAAUUACAGUACAUGUUUUAGACCAUUCAGAUCAAGCCUUUACUCCCUUUGAGAGUUUUCAACAUCAGUUGAUUGAGCUUCAGGCUUUACAACGUUAUCCCUGUAGAGAUCAUCUUUACAGUUCCUCGGGAAAAUGUGAAUGUGCCGCGUUUUGUUUUCAAUACUGUAUGAAAACAGGAAAAAAAUAAAACAAAAUUUAGAAAAUA